GCUAUUUUUUUAGAGUUAACAAGUUUGUCGGAGUUUUGAUGCAAGAACAGGUCUAAAACGGGCAAAACGGAGCGAACGGGCUGACCACAGAAUGUUCGCCCGACCGGGCGAAUUUCAUAUAAAAAACGCCCGGUCGGGCGCAAGCCGAAGAAAACAGAAAGUUCGCCCGACCGGGCGUUUUUCAUCCAACAAAACGCCCGACCGGGCGUUUGAAGCCUCAUCGCGAUUUACCCAGAUCGCCCGACCGGGCAUAUUCCGACUUACAGAUCGCCCGACCGGGCGAUUUGUCGCUGUUGCCAACUUUGCCUCUUUCUUACUCCGGAUAUAAAAGGGUUCUCACUCAUUUCCAAACCCUAACUCCCACACCACGAAUCUUAGCAAGAAAGUAAGGUUUUGAGAGGAUUUGAAGUCAAGGAGCUUCCCAUUUCCAAGAGAUUGGAGGAAGGAGACCCCCCACCAUCAAUUCCACCAUAGGGAGUUCUAGUUUUUAUGCUCACGCGCUCAAGUCGUUUACCCCUUGAGCCGAUUAAUUUAGAGAUAGAAGCCGCCAAUAGAAGAAGAGGAGGACGAAGGAGAAGAGCAAGAGCUCAACAUCAAGUUGAGCCAAUGGAAAAUCCACAUGGGAACAAUGAGGGAAUUCCCCCUCCACCUCCACCUCCAUUAAAUCAAGACCAAAUCAUUCUCCAACUACAACAAGAAAUGGCGGAGAUGAGAAGGGAAAGAGAGGAGGAAAGGAGGCGAGAGGCUCCGGUUAGAGACGCAUUUGGGAACGUCAAUAUCCCACAUCCACCCUAUGAUACAAGGGUGAAUGCCAACAAUUUUGAGUUGAAGACAGGAUUGAUUCAAUUUGUGGAGCAACGUGUUUUCUCGGGAAGGCCCACGGAGGAUCCUAAUAGGCACUUAUCUAAAUUCUUAGAGAUUGCCAAUACAACUAAGCUUAAUGGGGUUCCCGACGAUACAAUCAAACUUAGGCUAUUUCCAUUCUCAUUGUCGGGAUAUGCUAGAGAUUGGUUUGAUAACCUUGAGCCGGGCUCGGUUACAAGUUGGGACGACUUAGCCCAAAAGUUUUUGGAUCGAUUCUUCCCUCUAAGCUCCACUCUCAACCUCCAAGCAGAGAUCUCCCACUUUAAAAUGAAGGGCCAAGAGUCUAUGUUCGAGGCUUGGGAGAGAUUCAACGCCUUGCUAAAGAAAUGCCCCAACCAUGGGUUAUCUCCGGGCCAUCAAGUGAGCCUCUUCUACAAUGGAUGCUCGGAGUUUAUCAAGAGUCAAUUAGACUUUGGUUCGGGGGGUUCAUUCUUGGACAAGGGGGUCGAGGAGUGCAAGAAGAUGCUUCAAAGGCUUGCCUAUACUAGCAAGGGUUGGAGCUCGGGCCGAGAUAGUUCAAUGCCGGUGGCUUCGGUUGUGGAUUCGGAUGCAUUCAAUCUUCUCAACCAACAAAUGAUGUUGUUGAAUCAAAAGGUGGAUGGCCUUAGUUUGGGAGUGGCACCUAUGGGAGAGCCUUUACAUACCGUGGAAGAUGUCAAUUAUGUGCAUCAAGGAGGGAAUCAAAGGAACUUCUACAACUAUCGCCCUAACAAUGGGGGUGGUAAUUACCAAGGCUAUCGCUCACCCUUCAAUGCACAUCCAAACCUUUCUUAUGGCAAUCCAAACAAUGCUAUCCAACCACCUCCACCACCUCGUUUCCCUACACCUAGUGGGUCGACAAGUGGGGCCGCUAAUGUGCCCACCAAUUCUAAACCUUCAAGUGAUGAUGUCACCCAUGAGCUUCUAAAAGCUCUAAUGGAGAAGACCGAUGGAAUCAUGACACAAUCUACUAAGAGAAUUGAUAAGGUUGAGACGGCGGUAGUGGAGGUCACCACGAGAAUGGGGGCUUUGGAGCAUCAAAUGAGUCAAAUUGCCCAAGCCGUGGGCCAACUUCAUCAACCGGGGCAAUUCCCAAGCAACACCAUUCCUAACCCAAAGGAUUGCAAGGCUAUCAAUUUGAGGAGUGGAACAAGCUAUAAGAGCCCCCCUAUGCCCGAAAAGGAAGCUAUUGUGCAACCCGAAGAAGAAGAGACAAUAGAAGUGGAGGCAUCAACGAAGAGCCCACCAAAAGAUCAAGCCGAGACAAUAGUUCCUCCUAAGCCCACGGAAGUUAAACUUCCUUUCCCUCAAAUGAUGCAAAAGAAAAAGAAGGAUGAACAAUUUUCAAGAUUUUUGGAUAUCUUUAGGAAAGUUCAAAUUAACAUCCCUCUUGUUGAAGCACUUCAACAAAUGCCAAGUUAUGCAAAGUUCCUCAAGGAUGUGGUAUCACAAAAAAGGAAAUGGGGGCACUAUGAGACGGUCAACUUGACGGAGAGUUGCAGUGCAAUUAUUCAAAGGAAGUUGCCGGCCAAAAUGCAAGAUCCGGGAAGCUUCACUAUUGAGUGCACUAUUGGAAAUUGCUUUGUGGGGAAUGCCUUGUGCGAUCUAGGGGCUAGCAUUAAUCUUAUGCCAUUGUCCUUCUUCAACAAGUUGAAUAUUGGUAAAUUGAGAUCGACUAGCAUUACUUUGCAAAUGGCGGAUAGAUCGGUGGCAUAUCCCUCGGGCAUAGCAGAAGAUAUAUUGGUGAGGGUGAAUGAGUUCAUAUUCCCCGUUGACUUCGUGGUGUUGGACAUGGAAGAGGAUAGAAUUGUACCUCUUAUUUUGGGAAGACCGUUCCUUGCCACCGGGAAGGCCAUGAUCGAUGUUUCAAAAGGGGAACUUACACUUCGCCUCAAUGAUGAGAGCGUGACAUUUUCGAUAUAUGAGGCCUUAAAGAGGCAUGAUGCGGAACCGGGAGGAAGCCUACAACAUUGCAAUGUUGUGACCGUGAUGGAUGAGUGUGUUGGAGGAGUGGCACCGACCUCUUACUUGGAUGAUCAAUUAGAGAGAUGCAUUUCUCAUUCCAUGUAUUCUUCUCAUCCUUUUGAUGUUUUGGAUGCUAACCCCGAGUUGUUGGAAUUUGUAGGUGCUUUGGACUCGGCUAAAGAAAUCCCUAGAUCACUUCGUCCACAAUUUCUACCUCUUAGGAGUGGAAGUGAAGAUAGCAAUAAAGAUGGGGAAAACAAGAAGCUUGAGUUGAAGCCACUUCCACUACACUUGCGAUAUGCCUUUCUUGGAGGGAAUGACACUUUUCCGAGAUGUGAGGAGACCAAUCUAGUACUCAAUUGGGAGAAAUGUCAUUUUAUGGUCCGUGAUGGGAUCGUGUUGGGACACAAAAUUUCAGCCGGAGGACUUGAAGUGGAUAGAGCCAAGAUAGUUGCCAUUGAGCAAUUGCCACAUCCUUGUAGUGAGAAGGCCGUGAGGAGCUUCCUAGGCCAUGCGGGGUUCUAUAGGCGUUUCAUCAAAGAUUUUUCACAUAUUGCUAGACCCCUUUGCCAUUUACUAGCUAAAGAUGUAAAAUUUGAUUUCACUCUUGAAUGUGCGCAGGCAUUUGAGAAGCUCAAGGCGGCGUUGGUGAGUGCCCCAAUCUUGAUCUCCCCCGAUUGGUCUCAACCUUUCGAGAUCAUGUGUGAUGCAAGUGAUGUGGCGGUAGGCUCGGCUUUGGGACAAAAGAGAGACAAGAUAUUCCGGGUGAUAUAUUAUGCUAGUAGGACAUUGGAUUCGGCUCAAGCUAACUACACCACUACCGAGAAGGAAAUGCUUGCGGUGGUCUACUCUUUUGACAAGUUCCGCCCUUACCUUAUUGGGGCCAAAACUAUUGUCUUUACUGACCAUGCCGCCAUCCGCCAUCUAUUUGUUAAGCAAGAUGCAAAACCAAGGCUUAUAAGGUGGAUCUUGCUCCUUCAAGAAUUUGAUUUGGAGAUCCGAGAUAGAAAAGGGUGUGAGAAUGUGGUGGCGGAUCAUCUCUCAAGAUUGGAGCAUGCUAGUGAAGAGGAAAAAUUGAAGUUGGUCAUCAAUGAAGAAUUCCCGGAUGAGCAUUUGUUUUAUGUGGCCAAGGGUCAAGUGGCAUGGUAUGCCAAUAUUGUGAACUAUCUUGUUGCUAAGGUGAUUCCCGAAGGACUUGAGGACUAUCAAAAGAAGAAGUUCUUCCACGACGUGAAGUUCUAUUUUUGGGACGAGCCUUGUCUUUUUAGAAGAUGUGCCGACAUGGUGAUUAGAAGAUGUGUCCCUCAAGAGGAGUGGGAGUCCGUUAUUAUGCAUUGCCACACCGCACCUAGUGGGGGGCAUUUUGGAGCUAACCGGACUGCUAUGAAAGUGCUCCAAAGUGGUCUAUUUUGGCCAACCAUCACCAAAGACUGCCAGGACUACGUGAGAAGAUGCAACGAGUGCCAGAGAAUGGGGGGUGUUUCUAAGAAGAAGGAGAUGCCAUUGACGACAAUUGUUGAAGUCGAGUUGUUUGAUGUGUGGGGCAUUGACUUCAUGGGGCCCUUUCCUCCAUCUAGUGGGUUCCAAUACAUUCUACUAGCCGUUGACUAUGUAUCAAGGUGGGUGGAAGCCAUUCCUACCCAAACUAAUGAUUCAAAGGUGGUGAUUAAAUUCGUUCAAAAGAACAUAUUCACGCGAUUCGGCGCACCUCGGGCUAUCAUAAGUGAUGGAGGGUCUCAUUUUCGCAAUAGGUGGCUAGAGGCGGUCUUAGCAAGGCAUGGAGUGAAGCAUCGGGUGACAACUCCUUAUCAUCCACAAGCUAAUGGUCAAACCGAGUUGGCCAAUAGAGAGAUCAAACAAAUAUUGCAAAAGAGUGUCAAUGCUAACCGUAGAGAUUGGGCUCUCAAGCUUGACGAUGCUCUAUGGGCGUAUAGGACGGCUUACAAGACGCCAAUCGGGAUGUCACCUUAUCAAUUGGUCUUUGGGAAAUCAUGCCAUCUCCCGGUUGAAUUGAAGCACUCAUCAUAUUGGGCGGUGAGGCAAAUGAACAUGGACUUCACCAAGGCCGGCAAGGAAAGGAAGCUUCACCUCAAUUUACUUGAUGAAUUUAGGAAUGAAGCUUAUGCUAAUUCCUCAAUCUACAAGGAGAGGAUGAAGACGUAUCACGACAAGAUGAUUGAGAGGCGUGAAUUCCACAAGGGGGAUGCCGUGUUGCUUUUCAACCACAAGUUGAGACUCUUUCCGGGCAAGCUAAAAUCUAAGUGGUCGGGACCCUUCACUAUCAAGGAGGUCAUGAGCAAUGGCACAAUGGAGCUCAAAGGACCCGAUGGAAGCACGUUCAAGGCAAAUGGUCAAAAUCUCAAGAGGUUCUUUACCAAGGAGCAACAAGACGAGGUCUUUGUGGUUGCCUUGAUUGAGUAGUGGAGCUUGCAAAGCGUCGGGCAAAUGACGUUAAACAAUUGCGCUAUGGGGGAGGCAACCCCUAGUAGGUAAAAUUUAUAGCUUUUGUGUUUUUGGUGUGUUUUUAUUUUGUUCUUGUUUUUGGUGUGUUUUGUGUGUUUUAAGUGGAACAGGAGAUAGGCUUUGAUGGGUGAAAAGCGGACAAAAAAACUGGAGAAAUGGCGAAAUGGCGAAAUGGACUUGGAAUCCAGAAAGUUCGCCCGACCGGGCGUUUUGCAAAGUGCAAAUCGCCCGACCGGGCGUUUACAGAAAUCGAGAUUGUCCAGAAAGUUUGCCCGACCGGGCGUUUUGCAAAGUGCAAAUCGCCCGACCGGGCGUUUCCAGAAAUCAAGUUCGCCCGACCGGGCGUUUUGCAAAGUGCAAAUCGCCCGACCGGGCGUUUGAUGAAAUCGGGAUUGUCCAGAAAGUUCGCCCGACCGGGCGAUUUUGAAAGUGCAAAUCGCCCGACCGGGCGAUUUCUUCGCGCGAUUUAAAGACGCAAACCAGGUCAGUUUUUACACUUUCAAAACCCUACCCCCAUUUCUCUCUCGUUCCUCUCUACUCUCUCUCGCCCCUCCACCUUCAAAUCUUCCACUUACACUGAUUUCACACACAUACCAUCCUCCCAAUCCAUCUAAUUCAAGGGUUGAACCGAUUAAUCGGUUGAUUUACUCAAGAACAAGCAAAAAGGAGAGAAAUCCGUUUUCUAUCACUCUAAGCCCGAAAGGUAUGAUUUUUUUCAUUCUUCUCUUACUUAUGUCGGUGUUUAGAUGAUUAUUGGUGAAUCGAGGGUUGGAAACUAGCAUGUCUUUCGUUUGUUUGGAGAUUUCUUGACUAAUUGCUAGUUAGAGGAUGAAUUUGGUUUGAAUGGUUGCUUUGAGCAUGAAUUGUGCAAUUUCCUUCAUGGGUUUGUGGUUAUUGAGUGUGGGGAACUAGCAUGCUUUGAUUUGUUGAUGUCUACAUAGAUGCAAUGUUAGAUAAGUGAUGCAUGUUGGUGGAAUGUUUGAGUUAAGCAUGAUUGAGGUUUAUUGUUGUGGAAGAGACAUUGUGUGACACAAUGGGGGGUUGAUUCUAGUCUCGAUAAAUGUAUGAAUGAGAAGUUCUUUUAGUAUAGAGUAUGUUUGGGGGAGAGUGUCUACAUUAAUGCAUCUUUGUGGUUUCUUGUCGAAUUGAUCUAAUACUCUCAAUUUUUAGGUAGUGAACGAUGGCGCCCAACCACUCUGGAGUUAAUUUGAAUGCCGAAGAGAAGAAGAAAUGGGCCGAACUCUCACAACUACCAUACCGGGUAGCUAGAUAUCCAUGCCCUAUCACAAUCCGACGGUUGGGCAUUGAGCAGUGCUUCAAUGAGCUAUGUGAAGAGGGGCAACUAAAUGGGCUCUUCAUGGCACAGAGGAACCCCUCCUAUCAGAGGCUUACACUAGAGUUCUUGUCUACCCUUGAGGUAAUCAUGAACAGGAGGGAGAUAGUUGCCAUCAAGUUUCGUAUGAGGAAUGCUGAGUACACAGUGACGAUGGCACAAUUCAAGGAGAUCUUUGGAUUUUCAGGGGAGGUGUAUAGAGAGCCGUUUAACUUCAGUCACAAUGCGAAUGACUUCUGGAAGGCCAUCACUACCGUUGAUGACAACUUCGCCGCCAACAGGGCAAAGGGUUCUCUCAUUAGGAACCCAGCCUUGCGCUUACUCCAGAAGGCGUGUGUAUGUUACCCCUUCGCUCGUCAUGAGCAUGGGAGUGUGCAGAGAGACGAGCUCUUCCUGUUAUGGACUAUUUUGCACAAGGAGGCUCCCUUGAAUUUGGGCCACUUCAUGAUCAAACAUCUUGAGAGGGCUUCGAAGAAGAAAAUCGGCACACUCUGUGUCGGUGCGGUUGUGUCAGCUAUUGCACUCCAUCUGGGAGUGUCGACGAGGGGCUUGGUCGCCGACAUUGGUGACAACUUGAUGGACUUCGGCUUUCUGAGAAGAACAAGGCUGGUCGGAGUGGACCAACGAGGGCAGAUAUAUUUGAUACAGAGGGCAGCAGAUCAUUACCCCCUCCCGGACACCGUCAACACCUAUGUGAACGGUCCUUUCCACAAGGAAAACUGGAAGAUGAAGGCUGCGGUCCACGAACAAGUCACGGCGGUGAAUCCGCGGAACUUGCAAUUUAGGGAUGUGAGCCCGAGCUCGAGUGUUGAUGAAGCGCCCCACAUGGGCUUUCCCGAGAUCGAGAUGGGGGACGAGCAGAAUGAAGAAGAAAAUGAGGAGGAAGGUGAGGAUCAACCGACCUACCAAGGGGGAGAUGAAGCCGGGACAAGCACGCAGAGGACACGAAGCCGACAAGAGCGACAAGAGGAGGACUACGGCUCGAUCAAUGAGAGGUUGACACGGAUGGAGUUGCGUCAGCAGGAAUAUUGGGUCCAGAAUGAAGCGCGAUGGGACCAGUUCGAAACCAACUGGACCCAAUUCACUGAUUUCAACAAUGCACAAUGGGCCAACAUCAAUGCCCGAUUCGAUGAAUUCCGUGGCCAGUGGCAGCAUCCGCCUCCUCCUCCGCAGUGAAGGUCCAUGGGAGAUCCACUCUCUUUCAAACUUAUCCUAGCUUUGCUUGGAAUAAGUUUGGGGGGUGUCUAGUGGAUUCCCUCUUUUACCUCUCUCCCUCUUUAUUUGAUGAUGAUACCCCGGCCUGUACCCCUAUUCUUUUGAUGAUAUUUGAUGAUGAUAUGUGGGCAUGUAAACUUAUGUGGUUUUGUUUC
This is a messenger RNA of Salvia splendens (bonfire salvia), 7974 nucleotides long. RefSeq lists its product as uncharacterized. The transcript is spliced from 3 exons. NCBI's taxonomy places the organism in Eukaryota, Viridiplantae, Streptophyta, Magnoliopsida, Lamiales, Lamiaceae. The coding region runs from base 490 to 5229 and encodes 1579 amino acids. Gene Ontology annotation, biological process: DNA integration. The record is from RefSeq and is a predicted model, not a curated record. Gene Ontology annotation, molecular function: nucleic acid binding.